UUCAAAUGCAGUUGGGAGAAUUUGUGAUUGUGUUCCCUUGGAGGUGAUUUACAAUAAAUGUUUUCUCUAUUUCUAUCGUAAAUUAAAAGCUUCAUAAAAAUAUCCAUCAAAAUAAUUCAAAAAUCAACUGAUAAACUUGCUGUCUGGCAGCACUGGCACAUCCAAUGAUUUGACAGCUACGCUUCAACACACCAAUACAGCCACGCCGAGAAAAAGCAAGAUUGUUUAUUUCUUUGUGCAGUGGACAAUAAAAACAAUUCCAUCGCAGCAGUCGCCCGUUCACCACGCCAUGUCGUAUCUAUCGAAUUUUAACGCCGAAACGGGCAAAACCAUACUGGUGGACAUCCUCAAAACGGUCAACCAGCCGGAUAACUCGAAAAAGCUCGCCGAAGCCAAGUCCAACUCGGGCAAGGAGAUGAUCAAGAUGAUGCAGAACGUCUUCCCGCUGGUGAUGCAGAUCCAGAUCGAGGUCAUCAAGGACUACGGCUUCCCGGGCAACCGGGAGGGGCUGGUGCAGUUCGAGCAGAUCAUCCGCGAGUUCGAGCGGGAGGAGGUGGACAUUGCGCGGCUGCGGGCCCAGAUACGCUCGAUCUAUCUACCUCCGAUCAACAUUAACAGCACCAACGACGUGCUGAUAUAGGACUGUGGCCGUCUCCAGCGAGACUCCCGGAAGACGGUGCAUUUAAGACUGAGGAUUAGGACGGUCGGACGGCCAGCGAAAACCCUAUACAACUGCCAGUGUGUAGUAUUAAUGCAGCGAAACCAUAUUUACGGUCUAAUUUACAGUGACGUGGCCAUGCGGCAGAAGUAUUGGAUAGUUCCAGCGUAAGGUUAAAUGGUCCUAACGUAAUGGUUUUCUAUACUUUUAUUACUCUAACCUUACUUCAUAGCUUCCUCCGUUUUUUUUUUUAAAUUAUUAUAAGUGAUAUCUUAUUUACAUCGUUCUUGCGUAUGUAUUGCGAACAAAUUGUGGCGUAAACCAGACAGUGCCCUAAACGCCAUUGUGUAUUUUAUGGUUCAAAAUAAAAGGAAAUAAAUCGAUUUUA
Messenger RNA from Anopheles arabiensis, 1046 nucleotides. RefSeq names its product protein C10. Lineage: Eukaryota; Metazoa; Arthropoda; Insecta; Diptera; Culicidae. Gene Ontology annotation, biological process: post-embryonic development. Bases 290 to 640 code for a protein of 116 amino acids. The transcript has a single exon. The record is from RefSeq and is a predicted model, not a curated record.